AUGAAAGUACCUUCCAGGAACCCGGAUACGAUUCUGAAAUGUCUAUUUUAUCGGGAUGACGGACAGCUUUGUGAUUUCGCUGUUAUUGAUGACGAGACAAAUGAAGCGGUGACAUGUCUACGUGCUAGCGAUUACAAUAUCGUUCAAUUGCGUGUUCAUCAAGAAAAGGCUCAUGGGAUCUAUGCAUUACGGGCGAGUGAGAUUGUUCGGCGUUGCGAUUCACAUGACGAAUGGCUAGUAGGGUAUGAUCAGAUUGAGCAACAUUAUCAACGACAUUAUGAAGAUUUGGUAGGAAGCGGUGCUGUACCAAUUGAUCAUACUAAACAUUGUCUAUUCUGCCUCCAUGAUGAACAACUUCGAUUUUCAUUACGGAUGAAAGAGUAUCAGUAUUCUUCAGAUCUAGCAAAGCAUUGUAAUUCAACACAUUUGCUUCGCCAUCGCUCUCCAACCAAGACGUGUCCAGAAUGUUGGGAUGAAGUCGGUAUACGUCAAAUCUUCGACCAUCUCAUUGACCAUGGCUGGCAUUUGGCUGGCAAGGCUGGUUUACGUACUGUACGACCGACUCACAUUAAUGGAGAUUUUUCGCAGCUGGUUCUUCAAGGUAAGCGUGAAGAGCGAGCAUCAAUAUUACAAGGAUUCGAGGAUUACAUUGCUUCUUUAGAUGGUAGCAUGGAGUAUCAAGAUAAGCAAAUUCGGAAGCGUAGAUCUUCGGAGAAACGAAAAGUUUCUGUGAGCGACGCCCGAGAUAAGAUUGCGCAGACAAGAAUCAAAAAGCACCAAUACUACCUUAAUGGAGAAGGCAGCAACCGACCAACAAGACGUCCUAAAAGCCGGGGGUAUCUUCUGACGAAUUCAAUUCAAGAUGAAAAUACGGACGAUAGAGAAAAUGAUGUGCUAGAAGGUCAACAAUCGAUGAAAGAAGGCAGUUUAGGAAUGGAUGCUAGUUCAAGCCGUAACACUCUCGACAGGCCAGCGCUUUCUGACUCAACAAAUCUCUUUGAACGACAUCCUGACUUAGCAUGA
Meira miltonrushii is the source of this 1023-nucleotide messenger RNA. RefSeq lists its product as uncharacterized. The transcript has a single exon. The record is from RefSeq and is a predicted model, not a curated record. NCBI's taxonomy places the organism in Eukaryota, Fungi, Basidiomycota, Exobasidiomycetes, Exobasidiales, Brachybasidiaceae. Bases 1 to 1023 code for a protein of 340 amino acids.